Molecule: messenger RNA, 1623 nt
Organism: Fraxinus pennsylvanica
Lineage: Eukaryota; Viridiplantae; Streptophyta; Magnoliopsida; Lamiales; Oleaceae
Source: the annotation of a GenBank genome assembly
AUGGUGGGUCUGCAUACCUCCCUGAGGCCGCAACCACUGUCUUCCGCCGCCAACAACCACUCNNUGUCUUCCGCCGCCAACAACCACUCCUUCAUCGCGAAGCUUCUCCUCCUCCUGACCCUUCUCCCUCUAUCGCUUGCUCUUUUUGCUUUCUUCCUUCAGUGGCGAGGCGGUGGCGUCGACGAUCCAAUCUCCCGAUGGUCGCCCGAUGAGUCCCAUAAGUUCCCUGGUAUGGACUCCUCCCCUCUGGCCACCGUGGGACACUCAUCUUCUUCGCAUUCCUCUGAUUGUUCUAUGCUGUUGGGACACUCCAACACGGCGUCGUUUCCUUACUUCAGAGACUGGAAAUUUAAUUUUGAGUCCGAUCUGAAGCCCAAGAUAUGUAUUACAACAAGUACAUCUGCUGGCUUAGAGCAGAUUUUGCCAUGGAUGUUCUACCAUAAAGUUGUUGGGGUGUCAACCUUUUUUCUUUUUGUUGAAGGGAAGGCUGCAUCCCCUGCUGUGUCCAAAGUCCUUGAAUCCAUUCCUGGAGUGAAAGUAAUAUACCGAACCAAAGAGCUGGAAGAGCAACAAGCUAGGAGCCGGAUCUGGAAUGAAACAUGGCUGUCAAGUUUCUUCUACAAGCCUUGCAAUUAUGAGCUUUUUGUGAAGCAAUCUCUCAACAUGGAGAUGGCAAUUGUCAUGGCAAGGGAUGCUGGUGUUGACUGGAUAAUUCAUCUGGACACUGAUGAAUUGUUACAUCCAGCUGGUGCUCGGGAGUAUUCUUUGAGGCAAUUGCUACUUGACUUGCCUGGGAAUGUGGACAUGGUUAUCUUCCCCAAUUAUGAGAGCAGCGUUGAACGAGAUGACAUCAAGGAACCUUUCACGGAGGUAUCAAUGUUCAAGAAGAAUUAUGAUCAUUUAACAAAGGACACUUAUUUUGGCAUGUAUAAGGAGUCGACCCGUGGCAAUCCAAACUACUUUUUGACCUACGGAAAUGGGAAAUCAGCUGCUCGAGUCCAAGACCAUCUUCGUCCCAAUGGUGCACACAGAUGGCACAAUUACAUGAAAACUCCAAACGAGAUCAAAUUGGAAGAGGCUGCUGUUUUACAUUAUACAUAUUCCAAGUUUUCUGACUUGACUUCUAGGCGGGAUCGAUGUGGUUGUAAGCCUACAAAGGAGGAUGUCAAGCGAUGCUUUAUGUUGGAAUUUGAUAGAGCUGCAUUUAUAAUUGCUUCUACUGCCACAGAGGAGGAGAUGUUAAACUGGUAUCGAGAGCAUAUUGUGUGGACUGAUAGAACUCUCAAUUUGAAAUUGUUGAGGAAGGGCAUUUUAACUCGCAUAGAUGCUCCCAUGACCAUCAUUCAGGGUUUGAGGGAGUCUGGUGUAUUUGGUGCUGUCAUUGCAUCUGCUCAAGGAUCUCUCUCCAAGGACAAGUUUUUAGCAUCCGUUCUAAGCAAUAAUUCCUCAAGGACAACUUCUGCUUCUGAAUCAUUUACAUCAAGGAGGAUAGGUAGGAACAUAGAGUCUCCGGCGACAGCUAGAAGAACUCUUGAAAUUAUUCCGUUUGCACCUCACGAACCAGCUGUCCCACCAUUAUCUCCCCCUACCAUCCAUGACAAUGACCUUAUAAUUGAAGCAUAA